This is a messenger RNA of Geodia barretti, 558 nucleotides long. NCBI's taxonomy places the organism in Eukaryota, Metazoa, Porifera, Demospongiae, Tetractinellida, Geodiidae. The record is from the annotation of a GenBank genome assembly.
AUGUCCGUCACCCUGAACGGCGUCGCACUCGAUUGGGCCACGUGCAAGAUAACCCGCCACGGCGGGGGAGGGGACAUCUUCGCGUGGGCUGAGUUCCUCGUCGAUCCGGAGCUGCUCCGAUGCGGCAGCAACGACAUCGGCGUUGCCGUCCUCUCUCGACCAUCGAACCUCGUGGCAAGCGUCGUCCUCCAGAGUGUCGAGAUGCCCCGAGCGUUCAACGCGAUCGUGUUCGACUUCGACGGCCUGAUCGUCGACACGGAAGUCCCCGAGUACGAGGCAUGGCUUGGCAUCUUCCGCUCGUACGGCGUCGAUCUGCCGCUUUCGGUUUGGACGCCGCACAUCGGGGGAGGCCAUGACGGCUUCGACAUCUACGCUCACCUUGCCGAGCUUACCGGCAUGCGGGUGGACCGCGACGAGCUGCGUGAUCGGCGCAGGUCGGCCUUCGCCGAGCUGUUCAAACAUGCCGUCCCGCUUCCCGGCGUCGAGGACUACAUCGCCACCGCGCGGGAACGAGGAAUGCGGAUCGGCAUCGCAUCGAGUUCGACUCACCGUGGGUAG